AUGUCCCAGCACUCGUCGCCCUGGACCCAUUUGAGGGGCCUUAUCAUCACAGUGCCAUGGCUGCUGUACCUGUUGCUGGUCGAUAUAUCGGUUUCGAUGCUUCUGCCUCUUGCCAUAUUCGCUCCCAGAUGGGUCUACCAUGCAUCGUCAUAUCUAGCCUUCACUGUCUGGGCGUGGAUCCAGUUCGUAUUCGAGGCUCUCAAUGGAGCCCAUGUUGAGAUAUCUGGCGACUUCCUGCCCAGUGCCGAAUCGGCUAUCGUCGUGGCAAACCAUGUUGCUUGGUCCGACUUCUACUUGAUCCAGGCUGUCGCUCGACGUUCCGGAAUGCUGGGCUACUGCAGGUAUUUUGCCAAGAGUCAGCUCAAAUUCGUUCCCUUCCUGGGAUGGGGGCUUUGGGCCAUGGGCAUGCCCAUGGUCAGUCGGAACUGGCUCAAGGACGAGGCCGAGCUUGAUCGUGUAUUCUCCGGUCUUGUCUCUCACAGCUUUCCUACCUGGCUUAUCAGCUUCAGCGAGGCGACGCGUUUCACCAAGAAAAAGCUGGCCGAGUCUCAAGUUUGGUGCAAAAAGAAUGACAGGCCCCAGCCCAGGCAUCUCUUAUACCCUCGCACCAAAGGCUUCAUCAGCACUAUUCGGCAUCUGCGUAAGGCUCCACAUGUCAAGGCUGUCUACGACCUUACAAUUGCUUAUCAGUGUGGUGGCGUCUUCCAUGAAGCACCACGCAUGUGGGACACGUUGAGCGUACCAGAUCUGAGCACGAAACACCGAUUCAGGUUCCAUAUCCAUGUCCGGAGAUUUCCCCUUGAGACUUUGCCCGAGUCUGACCAAGGUCUAGCACAGUGGCUUGAGCAGCGGUGGGCGGAAAAGGGAGAAUGGUUGGAAUCGCUCAAGCAAGCCUGGUCAGCCACCGGCUCGUCAUGA
Messenger RNA from Metarhizium album ARSEF 1941, 918 nucleotides. Its product is annotated as 1-acylglycerol-3-phosphate acyltransferase. The record is from RefSeq and is a predicted model, not a curated record. NCBI's taxonomy places the organism in Eukaryota, Fungi, Ascomycota, Sordariomycetes, Hypocreales, Clavicipitaceae. Gene Ontology annotation, molecular function: 1-acylglycerol-3-phosphate O-acyltransferase activity. The transcript has 2 exons. Bases 1 to 918 code for a protein of 305 amino acids. Gene Ontology annotation, cellular component: endomembrane system.